Pelobates cultripes (western spadefoot toad) is the source of this 297-nucleotide messenger RNA. The record is from the annotation of a GenBank genome assembly. Lineage: Eukaryota; Metazoa; Chordata; Amphibia; Anura; Pelobatidae.
AUGACUAAAGCAGCAGCGGCAGUCCGUCCAUCCAGCUCUGGGUGGGAGGCCCAUACGAGGGUGCGCCCACCCAGUCACUUCAACAACCGGAAGGCUCCCCGCACACAGCAGAGUCCCAGGACCCUGGUUCAUUCUGAUCGGAGCAAGACCAAGCCACAACCUGCUAAGCAAUCUGCCAGAGUGACUUGGUUUCAGUCCGACCCUCCACAGACAAGUACCAAGAAGAGAAAUACCAGGCUUAAGCCAAAAGCAGCGCGGCAGGUGGAAAAGCAGAGGUCUCGUAAAGAAACCCGAUGA